GUUUGUGGCGCUCGUCCAAUCAAGUGAUUGUAAAUGACUAAGUUCUGCCCUUGCUGAGAAGAAGCUGUGCAGUGGCGGGCUUCCUGCUCUCAGCCGUCGAACUUUGGCAUUUUUCUUUCGUCUUGUUGCUCGCUUUUCCCAGACGGCGACCAAACUCUAAAAUAUGUGUCUAAAUAUGUUUUUAAGUGUGUAAAGUAGUUUGGUUUGCAGGUCAGCCAUUACCUGCUGGAACUUGUGUUCACAAAGGAGACACGAGUGGAAGUCCCUGCAUUGACGUUAAUGUUUCAGAUGGUCAUCGUCCGUGAACACAGCAGCUUGCAUUGUUGCAGUAAAUGGCAGAGAGUUACAGGUUAGAAGAUGAAGCCUUCCCCAGCUUCCUGUCUUCGGACAGCACCACGUUGGGGAAUGUGACCCAGGGACCCGGGCCUGGCCUGCCAGUGGCAACUUCUACAGUGGCUAAGAUUAGACCUCAUUCUGACAACAGAGGUGAUCACAUGGAGGCCUCGUAUCUGGAGGAAAGACCACUACAGCAGAACAACUCCCAAUCAUCUCAGGUCCAGCAGCGCAAGUUUGCCCUCAGCUUCAAAGAUGACAUGGACAAUGCAGAUGACUUUAUUGCAGCCCAUAAUCUAUCAGACAUGCUGCUCAAGUUUCAUGUGGAUGACACUCCAUCCCGAAACCAAGGCUCCCUGCUGCAUCUUCUUCCCACUCACAUGGCCUCAAUCCAGGGCAGUCACACAGAACUUUCAACAGAGCUUUCAGCGGGCCUCCUGACAUUUGCUCAGUUUGAACACAAGCCUCGUACAGAUACCAAAGCUUCAUCCCCGCCAUCCACAGCUGAGAAAGAGAAUGUUGAAGGUGAAACCAUGGACAGCGACCAUUUCAGUGGCAGCAACUCCAGUUUUUUGGCAAAUGAACAGCUCAUGUCUGUGGACAGCAUGAACAGUGACAUAACUGAUGAUGACAUUGAUUUGAACAACUUCCCUGAUGAACUGGAGCUGUACUUCAAUAACAUGAUGCCUGCAGCCAUGGAACGAGGCACAGUGGAGGGCCAAGAGCUGCCUGCUGCUGAUGUUGCAGUCAACUUCCAGAUGCCUGAUGUACGUCUGGCUGCCACAGGUAUGGACUCCUGUCCUGCCAGCGACGAGGACACAGAGGAUGAACUGGAAUCUGCUAGACGGACCAGUUCCACAAGAACAAAGCUAUUACCAAGCACCUCCAGACAGUUGGUUGGUGAGAGUCAUCAUCCCAGCUUUAGGCCAGGUUUAGAAGGAGGAAGCUCCGAUGAUGAGCCGUCAAGUGGCCUCGACGCUCCAUCUCUGUCUGGAAUUGAACACAGACGAUCCGCUGAGGGACAAGUUAUUAACACUACAGCAGGGGAUGGAGGCGGUGGUGAUGGGAGCAGCGGGAGCGAAGAAGUUGGAAGUAACAGUGGGGUUUCAGCAAUGCCUUUUCCAACAAGCACGAAUGAUGUGCUGCGUGGCCUGGGCCUGGUGGGUAGCAGUGCUGUUGGUGAAGAUGGAGACGGCGCUCGUAAGAGUCUAACAGCACAUGGAAGGAGCAACCUUUCCACCCUUGCUGAGAUGGGAGAUCGUGUGGGUCCUGUUGGAACUGUUGAGGCCAGCAGCUGUAAAAAUGCAUCAGAGGGAAGUCAAAAUGUCUCUCCUGUGAACUGGACCAUGCUUAUGGACAGACAGGAGUCACAUCAGGAUGAGUCCAGGACCAGCACUGAACCGUCCCACUCUGUUGACAUGAGAAGUGAAGCCCAACUUCAAGUUGCCCAGGACAACUCUCAGUUGAGGGGAGGGCCGUGUGGUACUGCGUCAGAAGCUCGGGCGUCAGACACGACUAGUGAGGACGGAGACCUUCCUACCCCCCUGGACGCCAAGUAUUUUUGCCAGAGCGUCCAAGAGGAACAAGGGGAAUCAGAUGAUGCCUGGUUCAGCUGUCCAGAAAACCUGCAGUUGGAGUUUGACCAAGGUGCCGGUGCUCCUCACAGUGUGGUGUACCAGAAUGAAGAAGGGCAGUGGGUGACAGACCUGGCUUAUUAUACCUCUUUUGAGAAGGAGACAACGCAACAUCAUGCACAAUUUCCAAAUGAGGACUUUGUUUCUUCAGGAGAUGCUUUAGAGAAGAUCGCGAAAGACCAAGAGGAAUUUGAGAAAGAGCACCAGUUCAUGCAGGAGGAGCAGAUUGUACCAGCCAGCAGCAACAGUACCUUGCUAAUGGACUCUUCUUGGAAAGCUGCUAGCAGCAGACACGUCUUGAUGAGGGCCUCUCAGGUUUCUUCGGAGUUUAACCAAGGGGACCAAAGCUACCUGCGGCUGUCAUUAGGGCAGUUUUUUCAACAGCGUUCUGAAGCCCUGGGCUGUCUUGGUAGCGGUAGCCACGUGGACUGGGUCAAACGGCCAUCUUUUGGCUUCAUUAUCAGCUCUCCAGAGAAGAGGGAACCGUUUGCGCUCAUCCACCCCUCUGACUUGUCACCUGAGGGGAAUUCUCCUCACAGUGACUCCAUGGACAUCGGUGAAAGUGAUCAAACACUCAAUCCUGAUGACUUGGACAAAACGUUGGUGGUAGUGGAUGAAAGGAUGUUCCCAACAGAGAACAAAGACAUGAAGUCUUCCAAUCAGGAGGGUGCCAUACUUAGCCGCAAUGAGGGUCCUGACUCUGCAGCCAAUCAGAACUCUGUGUCCCCCAAAAAUAACCUUAUGCUGAAUAUCAGCACCAUUGCAUCGGCCAUCGCGGACGCAUCCAUCAGUACCAACCCAUCGCAGCUGGCUGCUAUGAUCUUGGAGCUUUCUAAGAAACGCAGGCAGGAAGCACGCUCUCAACAUGUCCACCCCGUUGUGGAGCAGAAGAGCCAGUCGGACACGCUACAAACUAGCACUAAUGUAGGAGAACAGAGUGCCUUUGACUUGGAGAAAUACCUGAAAAAGACGAACACGUCGUGCCACAGUGACACAUCUGCAGCACAAACUACCUUUGACCUCAGCGACUGGCUUGGCAACUUCAACUCCUCUAAGGUGCGGACGGAAGAAGAAGAAUGCUCACCUCACGAAUCGGAGUGUGCGAGUGGUACACACCGAGAGAGAAAAGAGCCAAGAUUCAAACCCGGAUCUUCCAGCACAAAGGCUGAUUCAAAAAGAAGCUCUAAGUCGUUGACUCACUCUCCGGGCAGGAAAUCCAAGCCAGCCAAGAUUGUCACGGCUGCUCUUCUGCAUCAAAGCUCUGCAGAGAAACAUGGAGACUUUUCUUCACAAAACACUCAGCCUGCCCUUGAGCACACAUUCAGGCUGCCACCUGAACCUCACAUGCAAGAAGAGACACAAUGCAACUUCCGACCCUCCACCUCCCCUUUAACACACUCCUCUCCAAGUCAGAGCUCCCCUUCUGAAGCCGACAGUAUGGCGUCACCUUCCUCAACUAGUGGCAUCCUGACACACCUUGGUCACGACCUCUCUCCUCAGUCUCCCUGCUGCAGCCCAAGUCUCAACAGGCUCACAUACAUCUCAAUGAAAGACUCCACCCUCGUACCCACACCAGACAGGCACAAGAAUAACUGUACCAUGGCUCUCAGCACCACCAUCAUCAGAAUCAGUCCAACCCCACCUGUGGAGCCAGAUGCCCCCUCUAACAAGGAUCCACCAAAGCAGAGUCAAAGUCUGGAAGAGCUGCCGGUGCAGUAUUGUCAAAAAAUAUCACAUGGUGGAACUCCUCUGAGUUGUACCCGCAGCCAGAGUGAAUGUGGCUGUCCCAGCCUUCAAACUCUGACCCACGAGAACCCCUCGGAGUCCAAUGGAACGAAACUCACUAAAGUGGACUCUGGCUAUUGCAGCCAUUCUCACAUUCCUCAAAGCAACACCACUGCAGCUCCCCAGACGUCGGAACAUUGGGGAGCUCCCACCUCUGUCUCAUCACUAUUUUCUGGUGGUUUUCAUGCCCUUCCGAACUUGAAGCCUGCAUAUCCCGGCAUGAUGAAUUUAAUGCAGCAAGGAGAUGUGCAGUCCCUCCUGGCUGGACCCGCCCUCAACUCCCAACUGGCUCAGCAGUAUUUAGGAAGUGACGUUCUAUUAAAUCCUGGGAUGUAUAACGUUGGAGCGUCAGGAAGCGGCCUCUACAGCAUCUCGUCUUCAGGCGUGUCCAACAGUGAGCCGCCAGUGAGACACGUCCAUCCCACAGUAUGGCCUUUGGGGAUGACUGCUGCUCCUGGGUCCCAUUACCUUCCCAGAUCCGCGCAGAACCAUCAGGACAUGGGGGUCAAACUCUUCAGCCAAUUUGGUGCAGAACCACUGCUGGCAGGUGGUCUGGAAGAGCUAAGCGUUCAAGUGGUGGUGCCUGAGGAGCUGCACUUUCCUAAUGCCUGCUGUGUGGGCAUCGCUUCCCAGACCACCCUCAGCCUCUUCAACCCCUCUGAACGAUGGCAGCAAGUGUCCAUCGCAGUUGCAAGUCUUGCCAUCGAUGGAGAGAAGGUGGCUGGUGUGCCUUACCAAUGGCUGAUUGUCAAGAACAAGACAAUCAUUGCCCCCAAAAGUACAGAAGAACAGAAAGUGUUGUUCAUGCCUCCAAAGGCUGGGCUCUACCACUGUGUCCUCAGUGUUUGCUCCUGGCCUGCUUCUGCCAACACACAAGUGGCUGCCAGGGCUACUCUUUUUGCCAGAAGGGUGCUGCUGGUCGCCAUCGCAGAGAAUCCCUCCAUAGAGGUUGAAGUGGACAAAUCUGGAUGUUUGAAUUUUGGUGAUCUACCAGAAGGUAGUUCUAAAUCAAUUCCACUGAAACUUAUCAAUAUGACUCGAGCCACAGUUCCCAUCAGGCUGGUCGCCAAUGCUAAUGCAACAUCAUGGCGCUGCUUCACGCUGUCUAAGCAGCCUGCUCCCUUGGCAUCUGAGACGGUGCAGCCAGCAGGAGCCAUGACACCACUGACAUCUCCUUCUGUGGUCAAUCAUGUGAUGCAUGCCAUCUAUGGAGAGAAUCCAGAAUGUUUGAUGGUUUGGGUUCACUUCAAGGCCUGGCAUAAGUACACAACCUCAUCAGGAGAGCUGGGUCCCGCUGAUGAGUACAACGCCCGCAUAGACAUUGAAGUGGACACACCCGGCGCCAGCCAUGUGAUCAAAAGUGUUCCCGUCAGAGCUCGGUCUGGAACUGCUCGAGUCCAUGCACCUAAAGAUCUACAGAUUGUCACCUUGCGUGCUGCACUGGGUAAAUGUUGUCAAAGCACACUGCCCUUAAAGAAUGCAGGAAACAUUGAUGUGCAGAUGAAACUCAAGAGCAACGAUGAGUGUUUCUCAGUCACACCUGAUGAGUUGUUCCUCGCGACUGGAGAAGAGCGACACGUCGUGGUUUCAUUUCAAGCGCGGGGAGCUAGGAAAUGCAGAGAAAGCCUUCUCAACAUCUUGGUGCUGCCUUCAGGCCCUCAGUAUGAAGUCAUGUUAAAAGGAGAUGUUGUCCCAGAUGAGCCAGCUGCCAUCGUUGGCUCUGGCCUGGCCAGUCAGCUUCCCCCAAUUCUCUCUAACAAGCAGUUUGUGGCCUGGGGAGGGGUCACCCUGGGGCAAGCUGUUCAGCAGAAGCUGGUCCUAAGGAACAAUUCAAGCAAUAUCACUCAGCAGCUGCGGUUGCUUAUCCGUGGCCAAGACCAUGACUGUUUUCAGCUGCAGAGUUUGUUCACUCCAGAGGAGCGUUUGACCCGGCAUGGAGAGCUCUCCAUUCGCCCCAGAGAGGAUGUGGCCAUCCACCUGCUCUUUGCCCCCACAAGGGUGGCCUGCAUGUUUGCCAAACUGGAGAUCAAACAGUCAGGAGUCCGGUCAUCUCAACCAGGGGUCAAAUUCACUAUUCCCCUUUCUGGCUAUGGAGGCACCAGCAACAUCAUCUUGGAGGACCAGAGGAAGCAGGCGGAUGGCUAUGUGGCGACAAUGUGGGACGUUGCUGUGAAUCAUGUCAGCAAGGUGUGCCUGUGCGUGAGGAACACCGGGUCCAGAGCUGCUUUCAUCAAAGCUGUGGCCUUCUCGGAUUUACCGUCUCGCUCGCUUAUGGACCCAGCUGUCAUCAGUCUGGCACCGUCACAGUUUGUCCUUAAGGAAAGGACACAAGAGGUGGUCACCGUGCUAAUCAAAUCUACACAAAGGGAGCAAAACCUGUGUCAGUCGGAGACACCCCUGCUGGCCACUGUGCUACUCUUUUGUGGAGAUGAGGUUUCCAGGCAGCAGUACAGGAGACUGCUUCAAAACAAACCAGAUGCCGGACAGAAUGUUCUUGCUGAGAACAGUUUGCAGAAAAACUCCAACUUCGAUGAAAGGUUUUUGGGAGAGGAAAUGAUUAAUGAAGCAUUGGAUAUGCCUCCACGGCCCAAUGAGGCAUACGUCUUCUUUGGGCACAUGAGAAAGGUUGCAGUGUUGUUACUGGGAAGCAUGCAUGGCAACAAGUGUGAGGAGAGUGACUGCACAGAGUUACUGCUGACCUCUACUCGACAAGAGCUGGUGACAGACGGUGGCAUUACAAAUCGUAAUGUGUCUUUGGACGUGCUGCCAGUGAAGGGUCCGCAAGGUCCAGCCAUGCCAGUCGCAGCAUCCUCCUUCCAGACCUCAGAGCUUUCCCAAAAACAGCCACCGUCCUGGACGGUGUAUCCACAGCAACUUGUCCUCGCAGUUCCCUCUAUGAACGCUGUGUCCAGCACCAGUCAGGUGCAGAUCACAAACAAAACCUCUCGAGAGCUGAGCUUUGACUUGUCCUGGCCUGCCCACUACCUCAUUAUCACCCCUCAGCAUGGCGUCAUUGAGCCACAGUGCCACCUGCAGAUUUUGAUCAGCCCCAACCCUUCACUCGCCAAGUCUGUCACGCUCCCUUGGAGUGGACAAAUAUACGUCCAGUGUGAUGGCCAACAGAAGUUGAUCAAGAUCCAGAUCCGUCGGGAUCUGGCCCUGGAUGUUUCUGCUGCCCCAGCGGAUGUGACUCUGUCAGCUCUCAGCCCUCAGGCCGCCACUCCCGUGUUGCCGACAUCUAAGACAGCACUGAACCCCACACCACAGCAGUCAACUCCAGCUCUGGUCCACAUCAGCAACAAAAACAUAAUCUUCCCCAACACCCCCUCAGGAGAAACAUCAGAGGCACAGCUGGUGGUGGAGAAUGGGGAAGUGGAAGUGAGGUGGUACCUAUCAUCGUUUGCACCUCCGUAUGUCAAGGGGGUCGACAACAGUAGUGACGUCUACCGGGCCACCUACACUGCUUUCAGGUGCUCCAGAUUGUCAGGCACUUUGGGAGCUCGUGAGAAAAUGCAGGUGCUGAUUACUUUCCUGCCGAGAGACAGAGGCGACUAUGCCCAGUUCUGGGAUUUGGAGUGCCACCCAUUGUCUGAGCCCCAGCUGAAAUCUCAAAUACGCCUUGAACUAUGUGGAACGGGGGUCAAAUGUGGAGAAGUGGUAGGACCCCGGGAAGGAGACUGCUCUCUGGUCAAAACCGAGGUCACCGUUAAGACGAGGAAGAAAGCUGAGGUUGAAGCAGGGAAGAGCAGCCAGGAAGAGCCGGUGUGGAAGGGAGUUUAUUCCCCUCAAGAGCUUUACACGUUCCCUGAUACAUGCGUGGGCCAGUCCAGCACGCUGAAAGUCACCAUCCGCAACAACUCACUCAGCGAAGACGAGCUGAGGUUUGUAAAACCUCAGGAGCCCUUCCACAUCAAGCAUUCCACAUAUUCCCUCAGGCCUCAGCACUAUAUGAAGCUGCCUGUGAAGUUCAGACCGAGCAGCGCUGGCAAACACGUCGGCUUGAUGCUCAUCCAAACAGGAAGCAGUGGAAGUGUGCUCAUCCAGCUGGCUGGUGAGGCAUUGUCUUCAAUGUAGAGCCGGACUAGAAAAGGGUGCCACACGUUGGAGUGAUCUGAAAGAAUGAAGUCCUUAUCUUGCUUCUCUGUAAUGUGCCAUAACUCCACAAUGAGGAUGUGUCUCCCUUUGGUUCCCAGCAUGGCGUCAUGCCCACUUGUUCACGUACAGCAAGUUGUAGUAUUUCAUUGACAUCUACUAAGCUGCUUUUAACAUACAGUACGUUAUCAUGGCAACACCUUCAUCGUUUAUGUAGUUUAGUUUAUCUACAGCGUUCCAAGCACACCUUUUUCACACUUGUGCAUAGUGGAUUGACCUGGACUAUGAGUUUUAUUGUGAAGGAUGCAAAUAUGUACAUACACUGCUGUAUUGAUAUGUUGGAA
This is a messenger RNA of Doryrhamphus excisus (bluestripe pipefish), 8188 nucleotides long. It is a transcript of the gene cep192, whose product is annotated as centrosomal protein 192. Lineage: Eukaryota; Metazoa; Chordata; Actinopteri; Syngnathiformes; Syngnathidae. Gene Ontology annotation, biological process: centrosome-templated microtubule nucleation; centrosome cycle; mitotic spindle assembly. The record is from RefSeq and is a predicted model, not a curated record. Gene Ontology annotation, cellular component: pericentriolar material; centriole; cytoplasm. Gene Ontology annotation, molecular function: protein kinase binding.